UUCAACAUAACUAAAGAAGAAGAGAAAGAGAGUCGCGAUGAACAGAGACGGGGACAAGAGCGCAAAGACUGCGCUCCGGAGCCAGAAACCACCCAAGGCGCAGCAGCAGGUUUCUGUCCAAAAAAAGAAGAAAGAUCCGGCUUCAAAAGAUGCCCUAAGUGGCUCUCGUUCAUCUCAAGGAGACUCGGAGAGGGAGCUGAAAUCGGCGGGACUGCAGGGAAAACGACCGGUGAAAGUGUCACCCGGUGCCACAGUGGACUGCCCCGGUGCGCAGAGGAAACUGUCGGAUGCCAGCAACGCUUCAGAGGAUCUGAGCAAAGACUCCGGCUGCCCGUCUGGGAAACUUUCCUCCUCAGACAGCAGCUCAGAAAUAUCCGACUGCCCCUCGGAGGGCAACCAUAAGCACGACUCUCCGAGCAGCGACAAUGAUUUAAGCUGGAUAGACGGUGCAGCUUAUCUGAUCCCGGACAGCGAGGGGAAAGGCGACGGGAGACCGUGCGUAAAGGUGCCUGCUGCGGGUCUUAGUUUGUUUAACUCUACCGGGACGUUUAUGGAUCUAAUGAUGGGAGAGACAACCGAAGACGUUGUCCGGGAAGUGGAAGAUUUGAGAUCAGAGAACGAGUAUUUGAAAGAUGAGGUGGAGGAGCUUCGCUGUGAGAUGUUGGAAAUGCGCGACAUGUUUCAGGAGGAGGAGGUGUACCAGCUGCAGGACCUGCGGCUGCAGCUGGAGCAGGCCAACAAGACCUGCCGCAUCCUGCAGUACCGCCUCCGCAAGGCCGAGCGCCGCAGCAUCCGAGUGGCUCAGACGGGGCAGGUGGACGGGGAGCUCGUCCGGAGCUUGGAGCACGAUAUCAAGGUGGCAAAGAGUGUGUCCCUCCGGCUGUACAACGAGUUGGAAGCGGUGCGAAAGAAGGAUUCCCAGUUGGAGUGGGAAAACGAAGUGCUGCGUGAGAAGACUCAGGAACUGGAAGUGGCCAAGCAGGUGUUGCAGGCUGAAGUGGAGAAAACCAGAGAGAGCACUCUGAAGAAGAAGAGCAUCCGAUCAUCAGCCAGUAGAGCUGAGAAGAGGCUCUCUCAGCAGAUUGAGGAUGACAGUGCAGACCUCAGGUGCCAACUCCACUUUGCCAAAGAGGAAUUAGCUCUCAUGUGCAAGAAGCUCACCAAGUUGGUAUCAGAGAGCGAGGGCUUGCGCGAGGAGCUGGCCAAAUACCACUCGGCCUACGGCGACAUAGACGCCAUCCAAUCGCUGGAGGGCAAACACAACUCUGCCCACGCCAGGGAGGCAGGGGUCAAAAUUCACCUCAAACUGGUGGAGGAGGAAGCCACGCUCCUGAGCCGGCGAAUUGUUGAACUGGAGGUGGAGAACCGUGGACUGCGGGCAGAAAUGAGCGACCUGAGAGAGAAAAUGGGAAGAGGAGGAGAUGAACAUGAAGAGGAGGAAGAAGAAGAGAAUCGGGAUGUGUCGGAGGAGAAUCUGUCGGCUUCCACACCGGUGAAGGAGAGAGAGCGAAGUAUUGAAACAGGAUGCGCAUUAUUCGAGCAGGGUCAGGACGAGGAAGCAGAGAAAGGUCAAAGUGAUGCUGAGACUGAUGGGAUGAUUACUCGUCAUAUUACUCGAGAGGGUCCUGUGGGUGGUGAGUGGGACCCUUCAGACCGCCAUGAGAGUGACAACAACAAAAACAACAACAGAGGUCUCAGAGGCAUGACGGUGAAAGACUAUGAAACUCUUCUAACUCUCAGAGAUCAUUCCAGCAUUUUGAGUUCAGCAAUCCAGCUCGUGACGACUCCUCCAAAAAAUGGCCACAGCUUAUCUACCUCAUGUGCUUUUACCUCUCCGACAGAGGUGGACUUGAAUGACAAGGCACAUAAGAUAUUCCCACCUUCAAAUGAGGCAUUGGAGCUUCUACAGGCCAUGUUGGUGGCUUUCAUUGGGAGAGUGGAGACGCUCCUAACGGGAGGAAAUUUUGUCAAACUCUCCGUUCACAAGGACGGACACGUUCGGGAUUCCUGCGCGUUCUCCUUUCUCCCUGAAGACUGUCCAGAUCCUAACCUCAAAGAGUCACCAAGUAAGCAGUGUGUAGAAGACCUACGCACCUCAGAGGUUAAGGAGAGAGAAAAACAAAUGAGACAAACAACUUCCUUUCAAUCAGACCUCAUUCACAGCUGCAGGGACCCAAAAAUGCGACUGUGCUUGCAGGUUCUGUGGAUCCUCCAUCAGUGGUGUCAAGUUAAAGGACCCGGGCUGGAGGGAAAAGAGGGUAAAGACAAAACCAUGUCUGUGCUGCGGGGGCUGUUGCAAGACCUUGGUGCGGAGCUUCGGGAUGAGUGGCUUGAAUUCAACAGUAGGGCCAAUAGUACGUGGAGCAAGGACGCUGAGUCUGGCACCAGUGAAGGCUUUCAUGACAGAGCUGACAGAAUGAGCAGCUCAAAAGCGAAAAGACUUCGGCGACAGUUUUCUCCACACGGCUGCAAGAGGAAGAACUGGUGCUAUCUGAGCCAGGAGGCUGCCCAGCUGGACCGAGAGGACCACGUUAAGACGUGGGACCAUCUAAUCAUGCCGCUUAGCUUCCCUGAUCUCGACUUUGAGCGGAUGUCCACGGAGAGGAGCCACACUGCCCCGGAGAAAUCUGCCGUCCGCAUCUACUACAGCCCCCCGUCGGCUCGUAGAGUCCAGCUGGCUCAGCUGAAGCAAAGCCCCGUCACAGAUCAACAGUCUGUCAACUCUGGCUCUCCGUGGUGCACGCCGCCGACCUGCUUCUCUCCGCUCUGUCUUGGGGGCUCAGCUGCUAACCUCAGUGACGACAUGAAGGAAAUGACGGCCGGCUGGAGGCAGCCGGUCCAGGGCAGUUCACAGGAGAAGAGAGGGCGAUUACAGCAGCGGUGGGUGGACGUGGCCUGUUCAGGUACUCAGACCCACAUGAAGCCCCAGAUGGUGAGUGUUGGUCUGCAGACAGACGGGUCAGUCACUGUGAGAAGCAGUCCAUCCCGGGUCCUGAACACCUCCUUGGUCUCCGCCCGUCUACACCAAAUCUCCACUUCACUGGACGGGGGACCAGGCAGAGUCGAGAGGCCCAGAGUCUCCACCUCAUCCCCUAAAUUUGACCGGAGACACUCUGUAUCUGGUGCAUCGUCUCCCCCUUCAUCCAUCAAUUUGAGCUCCUCCUCAUCUUCAUCCUCUAGGGAUCGAGUAUUGUGGAGCCAAAGACACCAAGGCCACACCAACCUCACGUGGACUCGACAAACCAGUAACAGAUCCUGUCCAGGACUGAGCCACAGCUCUCUGAGCAGCGACAAGUCUUCCAGCAAACCUGCAGGCGCCAACCGCUACGGCAUGGUCACAGAGUUCCUGCGCAGGGUGAGCGGCCGGGCAGAGAAGCCGGUACCGGGGUCAGGGCAGAAGACAAAGAACGGCCUGAAGAACCUGGAACGCGUUCCAACGAGGCCUCCCGCCGCUCCGCUGCACAGGAAUGACAGCGUGACGAGGAUCGUCAACCAGAGGUUCAUGAAGCAGCGAGAGGAGGCCAGUCGGGCCCAGAGAGAGGAGAAGGGGAGCGGUCGGAACCCCCACGGUGUCCGACACAGUACCGUCACAGCAGAGGAUGGAAACUACGACCACAGCUCCAGCAGCACCCUGACCUUCUGCUUUGCUCGCCCAUCUCGCUCCACCCAGAGACAAACGUCGAGCCAGAGCAAGCUCCACCGGCACAGAUACUCACCUCCCUCGAGUACGGCUGCAGACUCCAAUUGUGAGUGAACGGGCAGAGAAACGGCAGCUAUUAUUUAUACUUCUGGACAGCUGAGAGCAGUCCGAGUGACAGGGAAGGGCAUUUAAAAUGUAAUUUUAAAAUGUAAUUCCUUCUUUACAGGAGGGUUGAACUGGGAGAACUGGUCACUGUAUGUGGGAU
Cyclopterus lumpus (lumpfish) is the source of this 3905-nucleotide messenger RNA. RefSeq lists its product as uncharacterized. Gene Ontology annotation, biological process: regulation of autophagy. The coding region runs from base 38 to 3754 and encodes 1238 amino acids. The transcript has 9 exons. Lineage: Eukaryota; Metazoa; Chordata; Actinopteri; Perciformes; Cyclopteridae. The record is from RefSeq and is a predicted model, not a curated record.